Molecule: messenger RNA, 1086 nt
Organism: Fusarium venenatum
Lineage: Eukaryota; Fungi; Ascomycota; Sordariomycetes; Hypocreales; Nectriaceae
Biological process (GO): protein insertion into mitochondrial inner membrane from matrix
Cellular component (GO): mitochondrial inner membrane
Molecular function (GO): membrane insertase activity
Source: RefSeq, a predicted model, not a curated record
AUGUCUCUUCUCAGACGAACUGCUCAUAACAUAUCACCACAUUCCAGGUCGUUUCUUCCAACCACCAGUCCAAUACGCCGCACAGUUGGCAUCUCACAUCCAGCUCUUACCAACUCAAUAACAUCCCCAUGCGCCAGCCGUAGGAACUUCUCGGUCGCCUCUACGCUUGGGGAGGCAGUCACCAUAACAGCUGAUAGUCUCAGUUGGGCUCACAGCGUAGGCGUGCCAUGGUAUGUGGCUAUUCCGUUGGUUGCCAUUGGCAUCAACACCACUAUUCGAUUCCCUCUUCAAUACUAUGUUCGUCGUAUACAAGAGGACAGAAAACUAUUGAAACCCUUAAUCUCGGCUUGGGGAAGUCGCCAUUUAAGAGAACAGCUUCAAAAAAACGACCCAGGACUAUCUUACUACGUCCGAACUGUUCGCGCUUUUGGUGCUACUCAAAAGUCAACGAGUCGUAUCUACAAGGCCUGGGGCCUUCAACGCUGGAAGGGUUUUGCACCCUUGGCCGGAAUGGUCCCCUUCGUCAUUACCUCUGAAGCGCUGCGACGUAAAUGCGGCGCCCCCUUGGGUUGGAUCAGUCACCAAAUCGGUCUAGGUAAUCCAGAUUCAACAACAGCAGGCUUAGGAGCUGCAAGCAGCAUGUUUGACGAGUCACUGGCGAAUGGAGGCUUGCUCUGGUUUACCGACUUGUCUUCAGCUGAUCCUUACUACGGUCUACCCGUCAUCUGCUCAGGCAUUCUGGUUUGGAGUAUCUGGGGCAGGAUGGACAUGGCCUCGAUCAAAAACCUGUUGGGCAUACGGCCUACGAACAGAACUAGGCGCACAGUCGUCAAUAGAUUCCAACAACUCUUGGGCAGGACCAUGCUAUUGAUGCCUGUGUUACCCCUUCUAUUUGCCGAUCUACCCAGCGCCAUCUUUCUUUACUGGGGCACCUCAUUUGCUCUCACUCGGGUCAACGAUACUCUCUUGAACAAAUUGAUUACACCGAAAACUGAAAGCCUGACAAUACCCACGCAAAGUAAAGAACUGCCGUUUUUACCACCACGCCAAAAGGGGAGGGAAACGCAAGGGAAGAAGAGCACUUGA